Loa loa (African eye worm) is the source of this 755-nucleotide messenger RNA. RefSeq lists its product as hypothetical. The record is from RefSeq and is a predicted model, not a curated record. NCBI's taxonomy places the organism in Eukaryota, Metazoa, Nematoda, Chromadorea, Rhabditida, Onchocercidae. The coding region runs from base 7 to 588 and encodes 193 amino acids. Gene Ontology annotation, cellular component: endoplasmic reticulum; membrane. The transcript is spliced from 4 exons.
UUUUAGAUGAGGUGGGAACUGUUGGCAUUUUUAAUGUUAUAUGUAAAUAUCGUAUGUGGAGAGGAUACAGAUAUUAAUGACUCCGCACACAUUGUUGCAUCAAAAUUUACGCUGUCUCAAUAUGCAGUUGAAGGGAUGGAUUAUGUUAUUGAUUAUCGCCUUUACAAUGUUGGUGAGAAGGCUGCCUUGCGUGUAACAUUAGAUGAUCGAGAUGGUUUCCCCACACAAGCUUUUGAUGUUAUACGAGGCCUUUUACAGGUACGCUGGGAAAGGAUAGGUCCCGGCAAUAAUGUGUCACAUUCAGUAGUGGUGCGUCCACGAGCUGUUGGUGCAUUUAAUUAUUCAUCCGCUCAGAUAACAUACUAUCCAACUGAAGAUGCGAAGGAAGUGCGCGUUAGCUACACAACUGCUCCAGGCGAAGGAUAUAUUUAUCGACGUAAAGAUUAUGACCGGAAGUUUUCUGCAAAAGUGGGUGUAUGGUUGAUAUUUUUGAUGUUGGUCGCACCAUCAACAAUUAUUCCAUUUGCACUGUGGUACAAAAGUAAAGCGAAGUAUGAUCAGGAAACUCCGUCGAAGAAAAGCAAAUGAAUUUUGCAUUGUUAUUGCAACUUACUUCAUUAUUAAUGUCACAAGAAGCUUCUGGAAAUCAGUCUGUUAACAGUUUUUUGUUUUUGUUUUUGUUUUUUUUAAUAGUAGCAAAAAUAAGAGCGAUAACGGGAUUUUUAUCGAAUAACAUUAUAAUAGAUGGAAGAGCA